Scatophagus argus is the source of this 3526-nucleotide messenger RNA. RefSeq lists its product as uncharacterized. The transcript is spliced from 9 exons. Lineage: Eukaryota; Metazoa; Chordata; Actinopteri; Scatophagidae. The record is from RefSeq and is a predicted model, not a curated record. Bases 1282 to 3141 code for a protein of 619 amino acids.
AUGAGCCUGUUUACAAACUGUGUGGUCUGUUUUCCUGUAUGGGACAUUGCUCAUCAUGAAUCUAAAUACAGACAAUAAGAAAUAAGAUGAUCUGAAUGAUAGUUACAAUGUCACAGGGCAGAUAAAAUAACCAGAACACCGCACAAGUUAAUGCAGUAUCAAUGAAGUAAACUGCUUAUCAGCAGCAUAUUGGGGCUUUAUUAGUCAUUUAAUUAGUCAUCUUCUGUGCAGCCUGCAGUGAAGAAACUCACAGAGAGCCACCAAGAGGAAGACUCAUAUCAUCUUUCAGAGCAAUUGAGCUCAUUUCCUUUGACAGUGAGCUUAAAUAGGCCCAUAGUAUUUAUAGCCCACAUAACCUUCUGAUCUUUUUGCCCAGUAGCCACAGACUUCUGCCUUGGUGGUCUGUGUUUCCACUGGAACAGUCAAGAAGACUGCUUUUUGUCUGGCAUUUCUGAUUGUGUGCUGUUUAUGAUCAGUAAUGAGACCUAAUUAAAGUUUGAAUGUGAUUGAAUGUGAAAACAGUUUCAUUCACUCAUUAAUGUUUUGUAGAUAUUUCAGUUAAAUCUGUUGGUGUUGAAUCUCAUGCUUUAUUAACGAUGUCACAUAGAAAAAGUUAAUGUUAAUGUCAGCUUCUCAUGUCUCUGCACUUAGUAGUUGCAAAAACACUGUGGACAGUAAUAGAAUUAUAUUAAGGAAACUGUUUGGUUUCAUUUAUCUUGUUGACUUCUUAUUCCUCAUCUUCUUAUUCUGCAGUGUGUUAAAAAGGAGGAAGUUUUUUGCUCAUAGAAGUUUGUUUAAGUUAUAAACUAACUGCAGACAACUCUUUCUGUCACGUCUGCUCUCGCUGAAGCAACUUUCACACCUUUUUGAUGAGUUCAUGCUGCAGUUUACAGUACAGUAUACACAUGUGUGCUGUAUGAAGAGCUGAUAGACUAAAAGUAACUAAUAAUAAAUUCAAAUCAUUAUUGUGAAAGACAAAGUGAAGAAAAACACACUGAGUCCAUUCUGAGGCUUCCCAUGUCAAAAUCUUUAAUGCAAUAUAGAAAUUUUAUUUUAUUAAACUAAGAAUACUGAGAAUGAAAGAGGAAGGAAGGUUGCUUUGUGGUCUCAGAGCUGCAUGUUGUGUGAACCACUAAAAUACAAACCAGCACCAACCAACACCACCAGCCUGUUCACUCCAGCCUUCACUCUGGAAGAGAGAACUGACUUUUAUCUGUCUUCAUUAUUUUUUGAAAGGCUUGUAUUCCAAAUAAUUCAGCUGUUGAGGUCUCGCUCAUACAAAUGCUGUUACACCUCUUGAUUAGAAAGCUGAAGGAUUCAACAGCCAUGUUGCUGACAGAAGCUGGAUGUGUUUGUCUGGGUUUCAUCCUGCUCAUCUCAGGGGUUCAGGGACAAACAAGAAGGAUCUGUGCAUUAAAAGGUUCAUCAGUGGAUCUGACCUGCUCACCUCAACAUCCCACUUCACCCAUGAAAUGGUACACUGUACAUUGGGAUGGAUCCAGAGACGUUCUGAAUGAACUCACUGCAGAUGGAAAUCGUGUAACGUACAACAUGUCUGAAGAGAAUCACCCAACUCUAACAAUCAAAGAUGUUAGAGAAAGUGAUCAAAACAGUUAUUGCUGCAGAGAGGAAACUGACCAGCCACACCGUUGCUGGUUCAAUCGGAUCCAGCUGCAUGUUGCAGAGCUGCAGGUGAAGGUGAUUCCCACCGCAGAGGGACACACAGUAACACUGAUGUGUAGCACCAGCUGUCCUCUGACUGGAAACCCUGCAGCCUACAUGUGGUACAAGAACAGAGAGUUUCUCUAUCAGGACUGGUCUCCCUGGUACCAACAGCUGGUCAGCAGUGAGGAAGCAGUCAGAUACUCCUGUGCUAUCAAAGGCUACGAGGAUCUCAGAGCCCCUGAAGUCUCAGUGGAUUCUGUCACAUCAAGCUGCUUUAAGGUGACCUAUGCUGGAGGCACAAUGUGUUCUUCUCAGCAGACAUCAGUGGAUGAGCCCUGCUCCAUCACAUAUCCAACAGAAGUACAUGUUCAAAAGACUCCUGCAGAGACUGAUGUCACACUGAGCUGUCAGACCGUCUGUCCUCUGAGUGACGCCCACAUUGCCUACACGUGGUACACAGGAGAAAACGCUUUCUUUGCAUCUAAACAGUUUUCACGUUCCCGCUCCUCUCAUGAAAGCUUCUCCUGUGCUGUCGAAGGCCUCAAGGAUCUGCUGUCUGCUGCCGUCUGUCUUGAUGAUGAUUUGAACUGCUGGAGUGUGAAUUAUGUCAGCAGGAGAAUCUGCGCUCUGAGAGGCUCUUCAGUCAGCAUUUCAAGUAAAUAUUCUCAUCCCAACCAGCAGCCACCAAAAUCUAAAUCCUGGUAUAAAAUAAAGAGAAGUGCGACAGAAGGAGAUAAAGAGCAGAUGAAGGCUGCAGGUCGAGUGAGUUACCACGACAACAUGAAGAACCUCCACAUCCUGACAAUCACUAACCUGACUGAGAAUGACUCAGCAGAAUACACAUUCAGACUCCAGCGACAAGAUGGACAAUGGAAACGAUCUGAUGUUCUUGGAGUGACUUUGGUUGUCACAGGUGUGAAAGUGGACUUCAGUCCUUCUGCAGUGGUGACAGAAGGUCAGAGAGUCACACUGACCUGCAGUACCAGCUGUCCUCUGACUGACGACACAAACUACAUCUGGUACCUGAACAGUCGACCUCUGACCCUGCCACAGGACCAAAACAAACACCUGCUUCUAGACCCAGUCAGCAGGCAGCAUGCAGGAAACUACUCCUGUGCUGUCAAAACUCUCCAGAUCAUCAGCUCUCAUGAAAACACUCUCACUGUCCAAAGUGUCGCAGGAAACUGGACAGCAGCAGCAGCAGCAGCUGCAGCAGUCGGUGCUGCUCUCCUGGUUUUAACAACCUCUGCUGUUUUCUGGUGGAUUAGAAGAGAGAAGACGUCCAGCCAGUCCCCAAGAAGUGAAGCCUCAGAGCAGCCAAACCCUGAUGCCACGUAUGAAAACAUCUCAGCUCCAUCAGCAGAGCAGGAUGACCAUCACCACUGCAGACUCCACUUCUCUGAGAACCACAAAGAUGAUCUCUACGCCAACAUCCAGCCAAAGCCUUCUGACUACACAAAUGUGUACAUCCAGUGAAUCAGACUACUUCCACAGCAUUUGCUCUUCAUUUCUGUCAGCUUUCUAUAGUGCAUUAAUGAGAGAUUUCAUUGUGGCAGAAGCCACACACUGUGUAUUCAAACUACAAAAUACAAAUAGGUUGCUUUUUUCAUUUUAGUGUCAAGUCCAGCUGUGUUUCUGUUUACUUCCCUGCUGCAUUUUAAAUAUAAUAAGACCGGUGUGACAGGGAGACAUGUCCCAGAUCGCUCAUAUUCCCAUAGAAAUCAUCUGUCCCUGUCCUUUCACGCUAUUUUGCAUCCAUUAUAAGCUCACAUCUCCUCUGUUCUUUCACAUGUAUGCUGUAUAAAGAGCUGAUACUCAAAGUAAAAACUAAUUCAAAUAAAAUUAAAUGAUCAUCAUGAAA